UCUUCUUCUUCUUCUUCUUCUUCCUCUUCUCAUCGUCGCUCUGGAGAUAGCGAACAACUCGGCACUCAAGAGAAUCCUUGCAUAAACUAUUCUGACUAAGAAUGAUACAUUUAUACAUAUAUAUAGCCGUUUUUUUCCCAUUGACCACUCCGUAACCUCCUUUGAGUUAAGCAGUUCUUGGCCCUUGUCAUAUGCAGUUGCGGGUGAGUAAGAAUACUCUGUUGGUUUUCUGGGCUCCGGAACUUGCAGCGCAUAUCACGACAGCCUGUGUCUCUGUCAUCAAUGACGAAACGAAACGAAACGAGGGGUGGCAACUUUUGCAUCGUCGACCUCCGUUCGCAGCCGGUGGUGGCAACGGGCCCAAGACAUAUCUGAAUCGGUGGCGUCCGGGAGAGCGUUUGGGGAUGGGGGCAGGCAUCUCGGGAGCUGACCCUACUGUAGGUCUCACAUGGAGGGCGUCCCAUGAUAAUAUUACAGAUUUAUUAACCCCAUAACCUGUUAUUCCCUUUGAGGGUCAAUCAUAUACGAUCAUACGGUAGGAAACUAACGGUGCACAUUGCCUAUAAUGAUUAUAUUCUCUUCUUUUAUAACUCUGCAAUUGCUUACUAUCGUAAUACCCACCGUCGUUAUCAUCAGUCCUUAUUUACGAUGAUAUAAUAGGUACCUACGUCACGUCUGCCACUCACCAGAUACCUACGUAGUAUACCAGCUCUGUGUGACAGUUCCCCCGGUUGCGCAGAUACAAUUUAAC
This is a messenger RNA of Xylaria bambusicola, 751 nucleotides long. RefSeq lists its product as uncharacterized. The transcript has a single exon. The coding region runs from base 192 to 494 and encodes 100 amino acids. NCBI's taxonomy places the organism in Eukaryota, Fungi, Ascomycota, Sordariomycetes, Xylariales, Xylariaceae. The record is from RefSeq and is a predicted model, not a curated record.